Messenger RNA from Topomyia yanbarensis, 555 nucleotides. Its product is annotated as protein ILRUN. The coding region runs from base 214 to 540 and encodes 108 amino acids. NCBI's taxonomy places the organism in Eukaryota, Metazoa, Arthropoda, Insecta, Diptera, Culicidae. Gene Ontology annotation, molecular function: protein binding. The transcript has 5 exons. The record is from RefSeq and is a predicted model, not a curated record.
UGUUUGACGAUGGCAUUUCUGUGUCAAAAUAAAAAAGAAAAUCUAGGAUGAAAAUAAUAUUAUUAUAGUCUUAGAGGAGAUACAGAAGCAAAGUGUAGUUUUGGAAAAUUUAAUGUUGUGAACCAUUAAAAUAAGGAUUGCAUUUAGUAAUCGCAUGAAGACGUAUUUUUAAGGUUUUGCUUGAAUAAAAACAAAGAAAAUAUAAACAGAAAAAUGGAGGACAGCCAGAAUAUGGAUGAUAUUGAACAAAAUUUUUUAACACAAUUUAGUUCUAUGGUUACGACUGAUAAAGAUGACCUUAUCAAACAGUUUCAAACAAUUGGCGAAAAUUUGAAUUAUUCCACUGCGACAUUUUUCUUGGAUAUGAGUAAUUGGAAUCUUCAGACGGCAGUAGGAUGUUAUUUUGAUUUCAUGGCAUUUUCAAGGCUACCUUCAAUGAGACUCAUCAAUGACCUCACCAUUGGAAAGGAUGAGAAUAUCACUCCUAGUACACCGCUUGGCGGUGGACUCCAGCAAAUUUUUAUGCUUAGGGAUUUGUAGUUUGGAGACAUUGGA